GCACUAAAACUUGACGGUUCUUUAUAAAGGGGACUGCUUUUCUAAGAUGUUUGACUGCGCAGUCAUUUACGCACGACAAUUUUACAAUAGCCUUGAGCCAUAAUUUUAAAACUCUCUCCAGCAUCCAGCCCCUCCAUGGUCACUCUUCACUGGCGAUGCACGACCGUUUCUCUCCCCAACCGUGGAUUUCCUAUUACUCUUGUUACGACUCACUGAAUCCCAGGCCCAAGGAUAAUGAUGUGUUGUUUCUUGGUAGCAUAAUUUGUCACACGUACAUUUUUUUGCGAAAGCUGCUCUCAGACUUCUUGCUGUUGCUAAUUCUGGAGACAGUAUAUCAAAUGAUGAACGACAAAAAAAACCUCGCAAGCGUAACUGCUGAAGUUGCAACGCGUGGAGCUUGAUCGGAUACGGAUUUUACUGGGGGAUCGAAGCAAAGAAAAAAGGAGAAAAAAUAAUAUAAAAGUGAGGAUCUGAUCGAAGUGGACGCUAGUUUGCAGCCCAGUGUAUACAGGAGGUGUCCAAAGUUAGAUACCAUGUCAAGAUCUGGUGACAGAACGUCCACCUUCGACCCUUCUCACAGUGAUAACCUCCUUCACGGCCUCAACCUACUGUGGAGGAAGCAGCUUUUCUGUGAUGUGACUCUGACAGCACAGAGCCAGCAUUUCCCAGCCACAAAGGCAGUGCUGGCUUCCUGUUCCCAGUAUUUCCGAUCGCUUUCUCCCAAUAGCCAGUGCAAAGAGAGCACGAACGAAUCGGGGAGCCGGACCCCUUCUUCCCCGGCCGAGGACAUCAGCAGGUCCAUCAAUAACAUCGUCCUGCAGGGCUGCUCGGACGGGGUCUGCCUGGUCCUGGAGUACAUCUACACGGCCAACAUGACACUGUCCCUGGAUACGGUGGAGGACGUGCUCUCGGUCAGCAAGAUCCUGCACAUCCCCCCUGUCACCAAACUCUGCGUCCAGUUCCUCAAUGACCAGAUAUCUAUGCAAAACUACAAGCAGAUCUGUCAGAUCGCUGCCAUCCACGGGCUGGACGAGACCAAGAAGCUGGCCAACAAGUACUUCGUGGAGGACAUCCUGCUGCUGAAUUUCGAGGAGGUUUGCGCCAUGAUGGACUCGAUGCCGCCACCUGUGGAGUCGGAGGCUCGGCUCUCUUCCAGAUGGUCCGUGCUCUGGCUCGAACACGACCGGGAGACUCGCAUGCAGUACGCCCCGGACCUCAUGAAGCGCCUCCGCUUCGCCCUCAUCCCCGCCACCGAGCUGGUCGAGAGAGUGCAGUCGGUCGAUUUCAUGCGGAGCGACCCGGUCUGCCAGAAACUCCUGCUGGACGCUAUGAACUACCACCUCAUGCCCUUCAGACAACACUGCCGGCAGAGCGUGGCCAGCAGGAUUCGCUCCAGUAAGAAACUCUUGUUAUUGGUUGGUGGAUUGCCUCCUGGUCCAGAUCGACUUCCAAGCAACUUAGUUCAGUAUUAUGAUGAAGAAAAGAAGACAUGGAAAAUCCUUACAAUAAUGCCUUACAACAGUGCCCAUCACUGCGUUGUGGAAGUAGAAAACUUCCUGUUCGUACUAGGAGGAGAAGACCAAUGGAACCCAAAUGGGAAACAUAGUACUAAUUUUGUCAGCCGGUAUGAUCCUAGGUUUAACAGCUGGAUACAACUUCCCCCUAUGCAAGAAAGGCGAGCCAGUUUCUAUGCCUGCCUUCUGGAUAAACAUUUGUAUGUGAUUGGUGGAAGGAAUGAAACUGGUUAUUUGUCAAGUGUUGAAUGUUACAAUCUGGAAACCAAUGAAUGGUGCUACCUGUCCUCCUUGCCACAGCCUCUGGCAGCUCACGCUGGUGCCGUGCACAAUGGGAAGAUUUACAUAUCAGGAGGCGUUCACAAUGGUGAAUAUGUGUCGUGGCUGUACUGCUAUGACCCAAUCAUGGAUGUGUGGGCCAGAAAACAAGACAUGAACACAAAACGGGCCAUUCAUGUUCUGGCAGUGGUGAAUGAUCGUCUGUACGCUAUUGGGGGAAACCAUUUAAAAGGUUUCUCACAUCUUGAUGUUAUGCUCGUUGAAUGUUAUGACCCUAAAGGUGACCAAUGGAACAUUCUCCAAACUCCUAUCUUGGAGGGUCGCAGUGGUCCAGGAUGCGCAGUACUAGACGACAAUAUUUAUCUUGUUGGUGGAUACAGCUGGAGCAUGGGGGCCUACAAAUCAUCUACAAUUUGCUACAGCCCUGAACAAGCUACUUGGACAGAAUUGGAAGGGGAAGUUGCUGAGCCACUAGCUGGCCCAGCAUGUGUAACUGUUACAUUGCCAGCCUGUGUGCCGUACAAUAAAUAAAACAUUUUGUCAGUUCACAACAUUAAUAUAAACACUGAGACAAUUUAUUUAAAUAAUAUCAAGUGCAAAGUACUGAAUUCUUACUCCCAAACACAUUUAAUGUUUGAAAUGUGCUUUUUUACUAUGGUAAUUUAUGACUAUGAAAAUAAUGUUAUGUAAAUCUUUGUAUCUUUCAGAAGAAAGGCAUGACCAAGUAAAAUAACUGAUGUAGUAGAAUAUAACAAAAUGUAAAUUUUGUACAGGAUAAGAAAGUGUAAAUGAAGCUUGUCUGUUGAAAACAUACUUAAAUAAAAACUUUAAAAAGCUAA
This is a messenger RNA of Pristis pectinata (smalltooth sawfish), 2632 nucleotides long. It is a transcript of the gene klhl14, whose product is annotated as kelch-like family member 14. Lineage: Eukaryota; Metazoa; Chordata; Chondrichthyes; Rhinopristiformes; Pristidae. Gene Ontology annotation, molecular function: protein binding. The record is from RefSeq and is a predicted model, not a curated record.